AUGACAGAUACCUCCUCGACUGCACACGCACAUUCAACGGCGAAUCCGUUUCCGUUUCCGGCCACCACCUCCCCCUUGCCCUCCCCGGUCGCCAACGGAACUGGUUCGACCCACGAAGCCGAAGAAGAUGAGCCCUACACCAUCAAGUGUAUCUGCUCCUUCGAGGACGACGACGGUAGCACCGUCCUGUGCGAACGCUGCGACACAUGGCAGCACAUCGCCUGCUACUACAUCGAUAAGAAGAACGUGCCAGAGAUACACAACUGCGUCGACUGCGAGCCCAGGCACCUCGACGGAAAGCGGGCCACAGAACGUCAGCGGAAGCUGCGAGAGCAGAACGACUCCAACAGCAAUGCCGCGGAUGAGCGGCGAGGGAGUCGACGCUCCGGCUCCAAGAGUCAGAGAAAGAAGCCCAAGGAUCUCGGCUCGCCCUCUGGUACCGGUGAACAGCGGAACGGAUGGUCGUCGCACGAGAGAAGUGCCUCUGCGGCCUCGAGGGAGAACGGUAACCACCAGCAGCAGCCAGUAAAGAAGCAAAGGGCGGCCCAUCGUGCCUCUAACUCGAUAAGUUCUGUCGGCGGCGACUCUCGUAAGCGUGGAAAUAAUGCCAACAAGUCUCCUGCCUCUUCUUUCCCCCAGAUCCCCCUCUAUUCGCAAGAGUUUCUUCAUCUCUACGACAACGACAAUGCCAGCCUAGACAUGCAGGGCAACCUUUUCCGUACCAUCGGUCUGACCAACGACCUGGCUUCGUGGGUAAAGGAUCCAGUUGCCCUCGCCCAGGUCGCAAACGGUCGUACUGCCAAAGAAGUCUUUAAUCACACAGACCAGCCGCUCGAUCCUUCAACCUGGCCACCUCUCACAAAACAGACCAUUGUCGACAACAAUGUCGAAAUCGACGGCAGACACCCGACCUGGCAGUGCCUCAAGGUACAGAGCAACGUGCGAAAAGACGAAAUCGUGGGCGAGGUCAGGGGUAAGGUCGGCCAUUUCAGAGACUACUGUCAUGAUCCGGACAGUCGGUGGCAGGAACUUCGCCACCCUGAACCCUUCGUCUUUUUCCAUCCACAACUGCCCAUCUACAUCGACAGUCGAGAAGAAGGCACUGUACUCCGGUACAUCCGUCGGUCUUGUCGACCCAACGUCACCAUGCGAACUUACAUCACGAACCAGGUAGAGUACCACUUUUGCUUUGUCGCAAACCAGGAUAUCCCCAUGGACACCGAAAUAUCGACCACCUGGUACCUCGACCCAAAGAUGUUCCCUUCCAACGGCCUAGUCAAGGAAGAAGGCCUGCCAGAUGGUUCCCUAGACCCGGCUGCAAUCUCGAUAAGCAACGUGCUCGCUCACUUUGGUGGCUGUGCUUGUGAUGACUCAGUCAGGCCAUGUCUGCUAGCAAAUAUCGACUGUCGCAUAAAACCAAAGUCGUUAGAGUCCAACACAAAACAGACUAACGGACGAAGAAAGAAGGCAAAAGCCAAAGGUAGUGCUGUUUCACCUGACAGUUCGGGAGGCGUCCCCGCCCAUAGUCGGUCAGGCAGCGAAGUUGUUCGCAACCAAGAUGAGGAUGACCACGCUGAUACAAGGUCGACUUCCGGCUCACUCAAGGAUCAACCCGCAAACAGAGACCUGACUCCUGGUGCUCUUGGCCGCGAUGUUGGGGAGCUAUCUGCUCGCGAGAAGCGGAAAAUAGCAGCCGCAGAGAAGAAGUUUGAACAGCUCGAACAUGACCAGCAUCAUCCCAAGAAGAAGAAACGGGUUCAUCCACCGCGUGGCCAGAGCCCCAAUCUAUCGAAAGCAGCGAAGCCGCCGCACCUUGAUAUUCCACAGUCACGCCGAUCCUCUCAUUCACCAGCUAAAAUGUCUCCUGAAUCCGCAUCCCAUCGUCGAGACGGUCAUUUCACUCCUCCAAAGACAUCUGCUGCAAGCACGCCUCGCGUGGUGUCUCCAUUAAGUCGCCCAGUCUACGUCGAUUGUUCUGUUCAGACUGAUCCUGAUGAGAAUGACCCUCAAUAUGUCCCCCUAAAGACGUUUAAUGCUCCACGUUUUAUGACUCUUACGCAGCGAUUGCUGAGGCGAUGCCACGAAGACCGGAUCAAGAUGGAGGACCGACGGCUAGACAGCAUAUCAGCCUUGACCUCCCCAGACUCAGGUGCGGGCGCCAUGCUCCCUCCUUCAACUCCUGUGAACUCAAGGCUGGCACCGCCACCGAAGCAGGCGCCAGACGUCGAGAUGAAAGAUGCCGACUCGUCGAUGACACCGCCCAACGCAGCUGCUAGUUCAGCAAGCCCUACGACCGCUUCCCCUGUCUCACUGUCGUCACCCCCCUCUUGCCCUCUCUUCCACCUCCCUUCGACUGUCGCACACAAUCUGCCAACUCCUCGUAAGAUUUCAGACAAAGUAAACAUGCGAAUACCCCUUCCCCCACCGCAAUUCCCGCCUGCAACGAGCAGCAUAAGCUCACCAGACUCUGCCUCCAAACCCGUCCCUCCCAUCUCUAUCACAAAACCUCUUCCACCGUCCAAAUUGCAGACUGGGCCUGCUCAGACUCCACCUUCUACCUCAACGUCCACAACCGCUUCUAGCCUCACAGCUCCAAGCCCCGUAAAGAAGAAACUGAGUCUGAACGAUUACAUGAGCCGUCGCGGAACCUUGACCACUCCAACGACGGAAAAGCCACCUAAUCCGUUCCUGCCCAGCAUAACCAGUCCUGCCCCGUCGCCCGGUAGCGCAGACCCUAGCCCAACGACACAGUUUCCUUUCACCAAGUUUGCUGAGAGUCAGAGCCAGAUACAUGGACAUGGUCAAUCCGCUUCGCCGGAUAUCCUGAUGAAAGACGCUCCGCACUCUCCCUCGACCAUCUUUCCACCACCACAUGCUGACCCUACGACCAAUGGCAGCACAAGCAAUGGCAACAAACCAAAUGCUGUCCACAGUCUAAACUCACGGGACCCACGACUUCUUGAUCGCGGAUAA
Messenger RNA from Microsporum canis CBS 113480, 2973 nucleotides. Its product is annotated as MLL5 protein. The transcript is spliced from 2 exons. The record is from RefSeq and is a predicted model, not a curated record. Lineage: Eukaryota; Fungi; Ascomycota; Eurotiomycetes; Onygenales; Arthrodermataceae. Gene Ontology annotation, molecular function: protein binding. The coding region runs from base 1 to 2973 and encodes 990 amino acids.